Messenger RNA from Propithecus coquereli (Coquerel's sifaka), 1383 nucleotides. Lineage: Eukaryota; Metazoa; Chordata; Mammalia; Primates; Indriidae. The record is from the annotation of a RefSeq genome assembly.
AUGCUAAAAAUCAUUGUCCCAACAAUUAUAUUAUUCCCAGUAACUUGAUACUCAAACAACUCUAAAAUCUGAAUCAACACAACCUCCUACAGCUUAUUAAUCAGCUUCAUAGGCCUAUCCUUCCUAAACCAGCCUAACAACAACAGCAAUAACUUCUCUAUAAACUUUUUCUCCGAUCCACUAUCAUCGCCACUUCUAAUUUUAACAAUAUGAUUAUUACCUCUUAUAAUUAUAGCAAGCCAAUACCACCUCAAAAAAGAACCCUGACUUCGCAAAAAGUCCUAUCUAUCCAUACUAAUCUCCCUACAAAUAUUCCUAGUUAUAACAUUCACCGCCAAUGAACUAAUCCUAUUCUACAUUCUAUUUGAAGCUACAUUAAUUCCAACUCUUAUCAUCAUCACCCGCUGAGGUAACCAGACAGAACGACUAAAUGCAGGAUUAUACUUCCUAUUUUACACCCUCAUUGGAUCCCUACCACUUCUCGUAGCACUAAUCCACUUACAAAACUCUAUAGGCUCACUAAACCUUCUAACAAUAAAUUUUUGACUCAAAGAAUUACCCAACUCAUGAUCAAGCAAUCUACUAUGAAUAGCAUGCAUUAUAGCAUUUAUAGUCAAAAUACCACUAUAUGGUUUCCACCUGUGACUACCAAAAGCCCAUGUAGAAGCACCCAUUGCUGGCUCAAUAGUCCUUGCAGCCGUACUCCUAAAACUAGGUGGUUAUGGUAUAAUACGAAUUACUAUCAUCCUUGAUCCUACAACAAAAGCUAUAGCAUAUCCAUUCCUUAUACUAUGCUUAUGAGGGAUAAUUAUAACUAGCUCUAUCUGCCUACGACAGACAGACCUAAAAUCACUCAUUGCCUACUCAUCCGUCAGUCACAUAGCAUUAGUCAUCGUAGCUAUUCUCAUCCAAACUCCAUGAAGUUUCAUGGGAGCAACAGCCCUAAUGAUCGCCCAUGGACUUACAUCAUCCAUACUAUUCUGCCUUGCCAACUCAAACUAUGAACGAAUCCACAGCCGAACCAUAUUAUUAGCACGAGGACUUCAAACCCUUCUACCCCUCAUAGCAACCUGAUGACUACUAGCAAGCUUAACCAACCUAGCUCUACCCCCCUCCAUUAAUCUAAUCGGGGAAUUAUUUGUAAUAAUAGCAUCCUUCUCAUGGUCAAAUAUUUCAAUCAUCCUAAUAGGCUUAAACAUAUUAAUCACCGCCCUCUACUCCCUUUACAUACUAAUCACCACACAACGAGGAAAACCUACAUUCCAUACACAUAACCUCAACCCUUCAUUCACACGAGAAAACACCCUAAUAUCCAUACAUAUACUUCCCCUACUAUUCCUCACCCUAAAUCCCAAAACUAUCCUAGGCCCAACAUUAUGUAGA